CGAGGACGGAAGCCAUCAUUCUCUUUCCGUGUUUCUACUAACAUUAAUUUAGGGCACAGUCUGAGCCGAGUUACAUAAAGCGUUUGAGCAAGAGAGAGAGACCGAGGUGGUUGAGGGGCUUCACUUUCUUUUCAAUUUUCCGUGUCCAGAUAGAUAGUUAAACAAAUAAACUGGCCAUUGCUUUUGGGCAACUGUCAGUAUCUAAAUUUCGAGAAAGUCACUACUUCAUUGUUUUCUCCUGUUGAGCAUCACUAUCCUCGUGAUUGACAUUCAGAACUCUCUCUUACCUAUUCUUAACUUUUGUUACUAUUUAUGAUCCCUUAAUUGAGAAUCAUUCAAAUUGCAACUCCUUGGAGCCAUUCCUCAUGGAAAAUAUUCUAUCGAGAUUCUUACUCUGCAACUCCUUUUGGCCUCUCGUUGUGUCCACCUUUCCAUAUUUGUAUUCUUUCUUCUGCCAUUGCUUGUGCCUUCUGCGCUUCCAUCACAGUUGCCUUGCAAGCUUUCUUUAUAGAUACAUAAGAUGCCAAGGACAAGGGCAGGUGCUGCAGCCUCUCAUAAGCCAGAUGUAUCUGAAAAGCCUACCGAAUCUGAAGAGCAGGUGGACCUUGAUGGAUACAAUGAUCCUGAGGAGACAAUGGAAGAAGAGAUUGAGUAUGAAGAAGUAGAGGAAGAGGAAGAAGUUGAAGAGGUGGAGGAAGAGGAAGAAGAGGAAGAGGAAGAGGUAGAAGAGGAGGUGGAGGGAGACAGUGGAGACAAGGAGGCUGCCAAAGGAGCUGAUGCACAAAAUGGGCCACAUGGUGAUGAGGAGAUGAAGGUUGAUCAGGCAGAGGAGGAAAAUGACAGGAAAAAGCAUGCUGAGCUUCUUGCUCUUCCACCUCAUGGAUCUGAAGUUUACCUUGGUGGCAUUUCACACGAUGCCUUUGAAGAGGAUUUGAGGGGGUUUUGUAGGUCUAUAGGAGAAGUCACAGAGGUCAGAAUGAUGAAGGGUAAAGAUGCAAGUGGGUCCAAGGGUUAUGCUUUUGUGACCUUCAGAACCAAGGAGAUUGCUUCUAGGGCCAUUGAGGAGUUAAAUAAUUCCGAACUAAAGGGAAAAAAAAUAAAGUGUUCAACAUCUCAAGCAAAGCAUAGGUUAUUCAUUGGCAAUGUUCCCCGAAAUUGGGAUGAUGAAGAUUUGAAGAAGGCUGUAACGGACAUAGGGCCUGGAGUCAUUUCUGUGGAACUAUUGAAGGACCCACAGAAUUCUAGCCGGAACCGUGGAUUUUCUUUUAUCGAAUAUUAUAAUCAUGCAUGUGCAGAAUACUCGAGACUGAAGAUGUCUAGCCCAACAUUUAAGCUUGAAAACAAUGCCCCUACAGUGAGCUGGGCUGACCCUAAAAAUGCAGAAUCAUCUGCUGCUUCUCAGGUUAAGGCAGUGUAUGUCAAGAAUUUACCAAAAGACAUUACUCAGGAUCGUCUGAAAGGGCUGUUUGAACAUCAUGGAAAGAUCACAAAAGUGGUUAUCCCGCCUGCAAAAGCAGGACAGGAAAAAAGCAGAUUUGGUUUUGUUCACUUCGCAGAAAGGUCAAGUGCCAUGAAGGCAUUGAAGAAUACUGAGAAAUAUGAAAUUGAUGGCCAAGUUUUGGAGUGUUCCCUUGCUAAGCCACAAGCAGAUCAGAAGUCUUCUGGAUUACCGAGUUUGCAGAAGUCAACCUUACUCCCAAGCUACCCCCCUCAGGUUGGUUACAGCAUGCUUGGCAAUCCCUAUGGUGCAGUAGGUGCUGGGUAUGGUGCUCCUGGCUUUGCACAACCACUGAUUUAUGGUAGGGGACCAACUCCUGCUGGCAUGGCAAUGAUGCCAAUGCUUUUGCCGGAUGGAAGGAUUGGAUAUGUCUUGCAACAGCCUGGCAUGCAGCAGCCGCAUACCCCUCCACCACAGUCCCAGAGUGGCAGGAGUGGUGGCCGUGGUAGCUUGAGUGGUGGAAGGCGCAGCAAUGAGAGCAGCCGUGGGCGUGGCCGGUAUCACCCAUAUUGAUUUAGUCUCUUUUCUGCAACUUGAGUACUUGAGGUGAGCAGUUUUUAGCUUUACACCGAGACUCUGUCCACUGGAUCACGUCGAAGACAGUAGUAAUUUUAUGUGUAAUUUAUCAAAAAAUUGAUUGUGUAUUGUGUGUAUUCCGAUGCUUUUUGAAAUUGACAUUGCCUAAGGCUUUCUUGUCUUA
Molecule: messenger RNA, 2198 nt
Organism: Juglans microcarpa x Juglans regia
Lineage: Eukaryota; Viridiplantae; Streptophyta; Magnoliopsida; Fagales; Juglandaceae
Product: heterogeneous nuclear ribonucleoprotein Q
Exons: 9
Coding region: 521-2011 (496 amino acids)
Cellular component (GO): nucleus
Molecular function (GO): mRNA binding
Source: RefSeq, a predicted model, not a curated record